CAUCCGGAGAACGCAGCGUAAGCUGUCAAUGUAAACAGUGGAUGGGCCAACGUUUUGUUUGUUUGUUUUUUUAUUUUACACAUUUUUGAAACGUACAAGGGUUAAAGAUGUCUAAUAAAGAAGUGAAAGCUGCACUGAAAAAUGCCAGAGAGGCCAUUAAAAACAAAGAGUUCAAAGAGGCUCUGAAACACUGCAAGACUGUUUUGAAAAUUGAGAAAAACAAUUACAAUGCUUGGGUCUUCAUCGGCUUGUCAGCCAGUGAACUGGAUCAACCAGAUCAGUCACAGGCAGCCUAUAAAAAGGCAGUGGAGCUGGAGCCAGAGCAACUGCUGGCUUGGCAGGGAUUAGCAAAUCUGUAUGAGAAGACUGAUCAGUGGGACUUCAAAGUUGAGCUGCCUAAUGUCUAUCAGAAGCUUGUUGAGUUGUAUGCGAGCUCAGACAAAAACAAAUGCUAUGAGGUGAUCAACAAACUAUCAGAUAUUUAUGACUCUGACAAAGAAUAUUUAAAGUUGGCCAAGGUUUGGCUGCAGCUCAUUCAGCUGAAGGAAGAAGAGGCUGUUGAUAAGAAAGAGUUAGUGCAGCUGUUGGAAAAGAUGACCCAGCUCCUCUCAGACUGUCUUAAGGAGGUGGAGCACGACAGUGAAACUCAGCAGCAUUUAAUCACAGCAUUUGAGAAGGCUCUAGUUCUGAUCGAUCCUGCGCCAGGAAAGGACCACAAGAAGGUCUCAGCUGACUAUCUCAAAUGUCUUUCUCUACUGCCACAAGAAGAAGCCAGAAUGACUGGAGCAUGUCAAUCCAUGCUUUCCCUCUACCCUGACCAAAGUUAUCCUCUUGAGGUCCUUUGUCAUCAUUAUCUUAAAAAUGGCAACUUUAAUGAGGAUGCAGUUAGCUGUUUCUCCCGCCUCAUGGAUCUGGUCCCUGGCAGUGGAUUGGGUCAUUUGUGUCUGGGCACCAAAGCGCUGCUAGAAUGGAGGUAUAAAGAUGCCAUUGAUGACCUUACACAAGGACUGAAGAAAAUGAGCUUAAGUACAGGAUGGUACAGUCUGGCUGAAGCCCAGUUUAAAAUUCACAAAUACUCUGACAGCGCUACAUCAUGCUCACAAGGUUUGAAUGUAUGUGACUCUGGAGAGAAGGAGCUGAGGAUCAGACUUCUUCGAUUGAAGCUAGAGGCUUUAGUGAGAAGUGGUGGCGAGAAGGCUGGAGAUCAAGCUUUAGAGACAUUUAAACAGAUUCCUGAAGCUGAAAAAGACCCGGUUCUGUUAGCCCUUAAAGGACGUGCAUACCUUAACAAAGAACAGACUGAUCAAGCACUUAAGAUGUCAUCAGAGCUGUUAGCCUCCAACCCAAACCUGGCCCAAGGAUUGGCUCUGAGAGGACUGGUGCACUUGGCUAAAGGUGAAGAGCAUCUGGCAGAGCAGAGUUUUCAAAAGGCUGCAAGUCAGAGCCCAGACUGUGGAGAGUAUUAUUUUUUGCUCGGACAACUCUACUGGGAUAUGGGAGAAGAAACCCGUAAAGACCGGAGCAAAGCUCACACACAUUUGCUGAAGGCUGCAAAGCUAGAUUCACACCUUGGUUGUGUAUUUCGCUACCUUGGGCAUUAUUAUCGGGAGAUUGUGAAGGAUUAUGACCGUGCGCAAGGCUGCUACAAAAAGGCUUUUCACCUGGACAGUGAAGAUGUUGAGUCCGGAGCUGCGUCUGUGGAUCUCAGUAUGGGGCAGGGGGACAUGGAAACUGCCUUGGCCACUCUUCAGUCUGUGUUAGAGAAAGCCACUCCAGGCUCAGCUAAAUGGGCCUGGAUGAGACGAGGCCUUUACUACCUGAAAGCGGGAGAAAAUCAACAGGCCAUAGCGGACCUGCAGGCCGCUUUAAGAGCAGACCCAGAGGACUGGGUGUGUUGGGAGUGUUUAGGUGAGGCAUAUCUAAACCGCCGGAGCUUCACAGCUGCUCUGAAAGCCUUUGGUAAAGCACAUCAGCUUCAGCCCUCCUCUAUCUACAGUGUCUACCAGGCUGCUGCCAUCAAACAGACUCUGGGCAAGUUCAAAGAGGCUGUCACGGAGUACUUGCUGAUCACAGCAAAGCAGGACUAUGUGCCUGCCCUUAAAGGUCUUGGGGAAUGCCAGCUUUCUCUGGCAAAAAGUUUAAUGGAGGACUGCAGAGAUGGAGGAGCCAUUGACCUCAUUCAGCAAGCAAUACAGAACCUCUUCAGAGCUGUACAGCUGCGACCAGACCUUUCCUGCUUGUGGAAACUUCUGGGAGACGCUUGCACUGCAGUUAGCACCGUGUCCCCAAACAGAGCCAAGGUUUUAGUGCCAGCCCUACUUGCCGGUUUAGAUGCCAACACUGAGAGCCACAUGCUCAACCAGGUCCAGACACUAAAAGUUGGUGAGAGGUGCUAUGCUCAUGCUUUGAAGCUGAUGCCUGAAGUUGCCAGUCUUUGGUAUGACUUAGGACUCAACUAUUAUCACCAGGCCACCAGCAUACCCUGCCUAACACAGAAUGACCAGAACUCCCCAUCUGUGGACAUUGAGAAGGCCCAACAGUGCUUUAAAAAAGCUGUCAUGAUGGACAGCAGGAACCACAGCUUCUGGAAUGCCCUGGGAGUUGUUUCCAUGAACAAAGGUCUUGAGAACUGUGCUCUGGCUCAGCAUUGCUUCAUCAAGUCCAUCCAAGUUGAGCCCAACAAUGUUGUUGCCUGGACAAACCUUGGUAGUCUGUAUUUGAAGAAAGACAAUAUAGAACUUGCACACGAGGCAUUCAAGAUUGCUCAGUCUUUGGAGCCACUUUAUGUCAACUGCUGGAUUGGACAGGCACUGAUAGCAGAAAGCGUGGGAAGCUAUGACACCAUGGAUCUUUUCAGGCACACCACUGAACUCAGCACACAUAUGGAAGGUGUGAAAGGUUAUGCCUACUGGGUUUGUUCCACCCUGCUGGAUAAGAGCAACAGAGACUCAGAGCUGUACCGUUACAACAUCGUCCAGAUGAAUGCCAUCUCUGCUGCUCAGGUGGCACUCAGCAAGUACACAGAGAGGAUUCAAUCAGACCCUGAUGCAUUCAUUAUGCUGGGCUACCUGAAUGAGCACCUGCACCUGAAGAGACAGGCCUUACAGGCUUACCAAAGAGCAGCUGAACUGCUUCAGUCCACGUCCGCUUCAGAAGAGUUGGCGUUUUCUCUGGGCAGCUAUGGCCGUGCAUUGUGCACUUUGGGUCAUUGGGAGGAGGCAGUGCAUGCUUAUAAUUCCACUCCACUGCGAGAGCUCAGUGACCUGGUUGGUUUGGCUCUGGCCUACUGCAAGGCAGGACUCAUCCCAGAAAGCAUCAAUGCCUACGAACGUGCCUUGGCUGUGGCUUCUAGUGAGAAGGAAAAGGCUUAUAUACUGACAGCUCUGGCCCUGCUGCAGCACCAGCAGGGCAACCUAGACUCAGCCAAGACUCUGCUUUUUAAAUGUUCGAUGUUAAAGGAGCCGAUCUCAGAAUCUCUGGUUUGUUUAUGUGCUUUGGGAUUGGUCCACAGCGAUGCUACGCUAGCUGCUGCUGCCCUUACUGAGCUGCUAAAGCAAGGUUCAGCCUCUGGGAGUGCUAUCGAGCAGCGAUGUCUACUCACCUGCACUUUGUUGGCUGUGCAGGGCAACUUCAGCGCAGUGCCAAGGGAGGUUUCAAGAGCUGUGCACAGCAAUCCUGGAAAUGCUUCUUUGUGGGCACUUCUGUCCAGAGUGGUUCCACAGUACUACCCUAAAAAGGCAAAUGGUGGUGCAGUGGCUGGCCAUGUUGCCUGUCUCUCCAGUAUGACCCAAGGAAAGAGGGCGUUGUUGUACAGUGGAGUGAACCAGCUGGCCGGUGGCAGACACUCUGGAGAGGACAGCCACAAAAAUGCAUUGAAGACUAUGCAGAGAGCUGUACUGCUCUGUCCUGAUGAUCCAGCAACGUGGGCUGGGUUAAUGGCUGCUUGUCACACUGAAAACACUUCCUGUCAUCUUUCUGGUUCUGCUCCUCGCAGACAAGCACUGCAGCAGACCCUUAUGUCUGUAGUUUCUGAGAAAGUGCGUAGUGUGGAUGAAUUAGAGCGCCCUCUAGCCCAGUCUCUUGAAGGCUGGGUACUACAACAGGCAGUGACUGGCCUCAUGCUGGAGGGACAGCUAAAGCAGGCAGAAGUCCUUUGCACACAGGUCUUGAAUGGGUCCCCUGAGCACCCAGCAGUGAUGCUGUCACUGAGGCAGGUACAGUGUCAGAGCCUCCUUAUGACUGAUGGUGGUACUGUCCUCCCAGAACCUGUGUUGGAACAGCUCAGCAGUGCUGUGAUGAUGAACCCUACCAAUCUUGGAGCAUGGCAUUGGCUGGCUGAGGUGUAUCGCAGCCAGGGCCUACUGGUUCAGGCAGUCAUGGUUUAUAGACAGAGUCUCCAACUGGCCUCACAGCUUGGCGUGCACAGCUGCCAGGUAGCCAGCCUCCUCCGACUAGCCCUUCUAGCUCUUGGACCCUGUAUGGUGGGCGUCCCAGGAAAUGACUGGAAAGACUUGGUGUUGGAAGCUACUACUGAGGUUCUGAAGCUGGGCUCAUCCCCUGUGGCCCUUCUUUUCCAGGCUCUGCUCCAGUUCGUGACAAAGAUGGCUGCUAGGGAUACAAGACGUUUGCUGGAGAGGCUGGUAUACAUUCCCUGCCAAGAUAUCCCAGCAACAGUGGCGCAGGUUGCCAGCUGGUAUCUCCUGAGACACUUGCACGCCAAAAACGACGAGGAACUCAUGAAGGUCCUUUUGCAACACGCCAAAAUGAAUGGAGAUCAAAGACUGCUGGAGUUUCAUUCACUGCUCGCCGCUUCAUCCUGAACUUUGCAUCUGCCACUAUGCGUUUAUGAUUGCUCUAUGAAAUGAUGUAGCUUAGCGGGUUUAUUAACAGAAAAUCACCAUCCACUCAUAUUAUCAGUCUUAAAAUAUGGCUUUAAUAACUUUACAUGAUCAAAUCAGCUCAGUGCAUUGAAAUCACAAUUGUCACAUUUUUAAAAUAUACUUAAAAUGAAGUGAACAUGCAGAUUCAAGGUCAAAUAAAGAAGCUUUAU
Archocentrus centrarchus (flier cichlid) is the source of this 5050-nucleotide messenger RNA. It is a transcript of the gene skic3, whose product is annotated as SKI3 subunit of superkiller complex. Gene Ontology annotation, molecular function: protein binding. Bases 108 to 4820 code for a protein of 1570 amino acids. Gene Ontology annotation, biological process: nuclear-transcribed mRNA catabolic process. Gene Ontology annotation, cellular component: Ski complex. NCBI's taxonomy places the organism in Eukaryota, Metazoa, Chordata, Actinopteri, Cichliformes, Cichlidae. The transcript is spliced from 41 exons. The record is from RefSeq and is a predicted model, not a curated record.